AUGACCGACAUCAAAGAAUCGCCCUUCAAGCCCUCGCAGACAUGGCUCGACCGCAUCUGCCUGCUCAAACGCCGCGAGGAUCCCCUCUCACACUCGCCUCUCGAGAAACACACCAUCGUCGCCAUCAUCACUUUAUCCGCCUUCACAGCCCCGUUUGCAUCCUCCAUCCUCUUCCCAUCCUUCACCACCCUCGUCGACCACUUCCACACCUCCGAAACCCGCGUCGCCCUCACGACAACCGUCUUCCUCAUCGGCCUCGCCAUCGCCCCUCUCUGGUGGAGCUCCCUAAGCCAGGAAUACGGCCGCCGCCCGAUCCUCCUUGUUAGCUUUGUCCUCUCUGCGAUCGCCGCUGUCGUCUGCGCAGUCGCCGACUCCGUCUCCCUCGUCAUUGGGUUCCGCUUCGUGGAAGCCCUUUGCUGCUCGUCGGCGCAGAGCGUAGGCGCCGGCGUGAUUAGCGACGUCUUCAUCCCGACGGAGCGCGGCUCUGCCCUCGGCUGGUUCUACCUAGGCACCCUCAUCGGGCCCCUGGUUGCCCCCAUCAUCGGCGGCGCGCUCCAGGUGUGGCUCGGCUGGCGGUGCACGCUGUACUUUAUGGCGCUAUUCACAGGCGCAACAGCACUCAUCACCGCAGUAUCCCUCCCGGAAACACGCGUAUCCCAAGCUCAAACACCGGAUGCAAUCGACACAGAGCGCCAGACCACAUGGCCCCAGCGCCUGCGCCGCGACAUGCUCGCCCCGCUCCCCAAACUCCAAUACCUGCUCGUCCCCUCGAUCGCCCUGUGCAUCGCCUACGUGAGCAUCUGCUUCGCAUCGCUCUACUGCUUCAACACAACCCUCCCCUACGCCUACAUGGCGCCCCCCUACAACUUCUCCGCAAUCGAAGUCGGCCUGUGCUACAUCAGCAACUGCCUCGGCUACGCAAUCGGCAGCUUCGCCGGUGGCAAGCUCAGCGACGCCGCGCUGCGCCGCUACGCAGCCACACACCACGGCGCCACGCACGCCAUCGCCCGCCUGCACACCGUUUGGUACGGGGUCGGAUUCGUCCCGCUCGGGCUCCUGCUGUACGGAUGGCUGGUGGAGCGGCACGUGUUCUGGGUGGCGCCGCUGGUCGGCGCGUUCCUCUUCGGGCUGGGCCUCAUGCUUGUCACGGCGACGGUGAUGCCGUUCCUGGUGGAUGUGGUGCCGGCCGGCGGGGGCGCGUCGGUGGUUGCGGAUUUGAACCUCGUGAGGAAUCUGCUGGCGGCGGUCGGGACGGUGGUUUCGCCGAUUGCCGCGGGGGGGAUCGGGUAUGGCUGGUGGAUGACGGUUCUCGCGGGGCUUUGUGCGCUGAGUACGGGGUGUGUUGGGGUUGUGGUUUGGAGGGAGGGGAGGAGGGAGGCGAGGGAGAAAAGUCAGAGUGGGCAGGGCACGCCAGCUUGA
Molecule: messenger RNA, 1419 nt
Organism: Aspergillus calidoustus
Lineage: Eukaryota; Fungi; Ascomycota; Eurotiomycetes; Eurotiales; Aspergillaceae
Source: the annotation of a GenBank genome assembly